Messenger RNA from Lodderomyces orthopsilosis Co 90-125, 1422 nucleotides. RefSeq names its product DNA-(apurinic or apyrimidinic site) lyase (gene APN2). The record is from RefSeq and is a predicted model, not a curated record. NCBI's taxonomy places the organism in Eukaryota, Fungi, Ascomycota, Pichiomycetes, Serinales, Debaryomycetaceae. Gene Ontology annotation, cellular component: nucleus. Gene Ontology annotation, biological process: base-excision repair. Gene Ontology annotation, molecular function: DNA binding; double-stranded DNA 3'-5' DNA exonuclease activity; phosphoric diester hydrolase activity. The coding region runs from base 1 to 1422 and encodes 473 amino acids. The transcript has a single exon.
AUGGCAGAUUUACCAUCACAACAACCAUUCACCAAAAUUGUCCCCAAAAAUGAAAAAUCCAUCAGGUUUGUUACGUUUAAUGUAAAUGGUGUCAAGACAGUAUUUAAUUAUCACCCUUGGAACAAAAUCGAUAAUGAUUUCAAUACCAUGUUUGAUUUACUACAAGCAGACGUGAUUACGUUACAAGAAUUGAAGCUUACUGAACAGUCUUUGAGUACAUUAAAAAACAUUGGUCAUUUGAAAGAUUAUAAAUCUUUUAUAAGUCUACCGACAAAAAAGAAGGGUUAUAGUGGAGUUGGUCUCUUUGUGCGGAUUCCUAAAACACCAUUACAACAAAAAUAUCUAACUGUUGUCAAGGCGGAAGAAGGUUUGACUGGUUGGUUGGCUGAUAAAAGUGGGAAACUGUAUAGACUACAAAAUGACAAUAUUGGUGGGUAUACCGACAUUGAUGAAAAGCAGGGUUUACAAAUAGAUAGUGAAGGACGAUGCGUUGUUGUCGAGUUGGUAAACAACUGCGUCGUUUUCGCAUUAUAUUGUCCAGCAAAUUCACUGGGUACAGAUGAAGGAGAAGAGUUUAGGCUACGGUUCUUACAACAGUUGUUGAAACGAUGUCACAAUUUGAAGUUCAAGCAAGGUAAAGAUGUUAUUAUCAUGGGUGAUAUAAAUGUAUGUCUUGAUUUGAUUGAUAGUGCCGAGGGUAUAAAUGAUAGACUAGUAGCGAAACAAAUCACUGAUAUAUCUGAUGGAUGUUCAUUUGAGCUAGCUAACUACAAUGAAUGUUGCAAAUUUAAGCAAUCAAGACGUGCCCGUGAAUUAAUGAAUGCUUAUGUUAUACGUUCAAUGGUACAAGAACGAAUAGACGCUACAUCAGGAGACCAAUUCCUUUACGAUACAACAAGGUAUAUUCAAGGACGAAGGAAGAAAAUGUAUACUGUGUGGAACACAUUGACAAGUUCAAGACAAGUUAAUUAUGGUUCAAGAAUAGAUUUAAUAUUGUGUAGUUCGCAGGAUAUGCUCAAGUGUGUGUCAAAUGCAGAUAUUUGGCCCUUCAUUCUAGGUAGUGAUCAUUGUCCUGUUUUCACAGAUUUUGAUCCUUGGAAAGAGAGGUAUACAACCACUACCAGCACAAACUCAAUUGAAAGAUCCAAGCUCUUAUUUGAAGCCAAAAUUCAUUUCAAAUUGAACAAGACGCGAGACAUAUCUACAUUGUUUGGCGGUGGGAAAAAAAGAUCUAUUCAGUCAGAUAUAGGGACCUCAUCCAGUGUUGAGCCAACGUCACUGAAUACGCUGAAAACUCCAGAAUCACAGUCUAAUAUCGAUCCAUCACCUGCAACGGCAAAAAAGCCAAAGUUGAUAUACACAAGUAGAAAAAUAGUCAAAAAAGACACCAAACCAAGAGCAAUAAACGAUUACUUUACUUAG